Messenger RNA from Cyanistes caeruleus (blue tit), 499 nucleotides. The record is from RefSeq and is a predicted model, not a curated record. Lineage: Eukaryota; Metazoa; Chordata; Aves; Passeriformes; Paridae.
GGAUUUUCCAACCACCACUGUUCGGAUUUUCUGGAGUUUUUGCUGGAAUCCCAGAUUCUCCUGCCCCGGGAACAGAACGACCCCGGAGAUUUCGGGAUCCGGGAACGCGCCCCCAGGAAUCCUCCCUCCCCUCCAGCAUCCCAAAUCCGGGCACUUCCCAAUAAAACCAGAGUGGGAAAAAGCAGGGAUUUGUCGUUUCCCGGCAGCGAGGACAACACCUGGGAGCCCGAGGAGAACCUGGACUGCCCGGAUCUGAUCGCGGAAUUCCUGCAAUCCCAGAAAACCGCCCACGAGAGCGAGAAAUCCGAGGGCAGCAAGCGCAAGGCCGAGUCGGACACGGAGGACAAAGGGGAGGAGAGCAAGCCAAAGAAAAAGAAGGAGGAGUCGGAGAAACCGCGAGGCUUCGCCCGAGGCUUCGAGCCGGAGCGAAUCAUCGGAGCCACGGAUUCCAGCGGGGAGCUGAUGUUCCUGAUGAAGUGGUGAGGCCCUGGGCAGGGCU